ACAGUGGACGCUGCCUUUAAAGAGUAAAGACCGGGCUCCUCCGCUGCGGAUGAUAGCGUGGAUAUUUUAAGUUUUUCUCCAACUCCCCUUCUCCCUAUACUUCCCGCGUAAUUUACCACUACCACUGAAUGAAUAGAUUAAUUUAUACCAAAGGAAUUGCCGGACCUGAUGUGGGAAUAGGCUUUGGAAACUUUGGCUUCUCAUGAGGGGAGUAUCGCGGUGGUUGCUCGAGCACGUAACAGGGAGCGAGACGGUUCUCUCUCGCGCUCUCCCAUAUUCAAAACUACCAGAGAGAAUCAGACUCACUAUCAACAAAGGAUAAACUUCAUGAUGAACUUUUAUGGAAAGGGGAAAACUAUUGCAGAUUAAAUUGUUGCCUUUGCCUACAUUUAACUUGCUCCGAUGCAGGUGCAGUGAGAAUUUGAACGGCCUAUGAUUGAAUUCUGCUCUGCAAUCUGAAAAUGAUUUUUUCAAAGGAACACAGAUAGGUUCAAGCUAUUUUCUUGCAAUUCGUAAUAGGUAGAAAUAGGUUUGCCCCCUUGCAAUACGGACUGAAACCCACGACUGUCAGUGAGUGUAUGCUACAAUUUUGUUCAAACAUAAAAAACUAUAGUGUGUAUUUUUAUCCACAGGGGAAACGUUUUAAAUGAAAAAUACGUUGCUGAAUGACUGCGUUAUUGCAUAAACCUACCGAUAAUUGCAUUUUUGAGCUUAUAUUUUCUUGGCAUUCUUUACGUCAUAUGUGUGACGGCAAAGCUUUAAAUUGACCCGCUUCACGUAUCGUUCCUUCUGAGCAGUUGGCGCUUGUUGGAUAGCUUGUUCUCGCUCGAGCGCCCGGAGAUUGCCCGGUUUCAGCGGCAACAGCGUUCACAGGGAGAGGACAGUAACAGCAUCCACACCGGCACACAGAGAACUCUGGGAAGACUUGGUCAGCACCACAGCAGAGCAACAUGCAUCCAGCGUGCCUGACACACGCUGCGCAUUUAGUCCGGCUGGGGACAAUGGUUGGGGAUUCGCCUGGGUUGAGGUGGCGUGCCACAUGGAUUUUAUUGUUUUAUCUGUUUGUCUACUACACAACAGCUCAAGAUGACGUGCCGCCCUACUUUAAGACGGAGCCGGUGCGAAGCCAGUUGCACCUGGAGCGUAACAGGCUGGUGUUGACGUGUAUGGCAGAGGGGAGCUGGCCCCUGGAGUUCAAAUGGAUCCACAAUGGCACUGAGCUCACACGUUUCUCACAGGAGUACAGGUACUUGAUUCCCUCCCUGGACCGUUCCCAUGCUGGCUUCUACCAAUGUAUCAUCAGGAACCGUGUUGGAGCCUUACUACAGAGGAGGACUGAAGUGCAGGUUGCAUUUAUGGGCGGUUUUGAGGAGGGUGAGCGCGCCCAGUCGGUCUCUCAGGGGGAGGGGGCAGUGGUUCCUGCUCCACGCAUCAGGAGCUUUCCCCAGCCGCAGGUCACAUGGUUCAGAGACGGACGCAAGAUACCGCCCAGCAGCCGCAUAGCCAUUACUCUGGACAACACUCUGGUCAUCCUGUCCACGGUGGCCCCUGAUGCUGGACGUUACUACGUACAGGCUGUCAACGACAAGAACGGCGAAAACAAGACCAGCCAACCCAUAACCCUUUCUGUCGACAAUGUUGGUGGGCCUGCAGACCCCAUUGCCCCCACCAUAAUCAUCCCCCCAACAAACACCAGUGUAGUGUCAGGCACGUCUGAAGUCACCAUGGAGUGUGUCGCGAACGCAAGACCACUGAUCAAACUCAGCAUCACAUGGAGGAAGAACAGGGUUCUGGUCACCAGUGGUCUGAGUGACUUCAACCGCAGACUGACCAUUAUCGGCCCUGUGGUCAGUGACUCAGGGUUCUAUGAGUGUGAGGUGGUCCUCCGCAGCAGCAGUGUGCCUUCUGUCAAUGCUGGGGCCUACCUUCAUGUUCAAGAGCCUCCCCAGUUUGUUAAGGAACCAGAGAAACACAUCAUUGCUGAGAUGGAGAAAGUGGUGGAUAUCCCCUGUCAGGCACGAGGUGUGCCUCAACCAGACAUUGUGUGGUAUAAGGAUGCGGUGCCCAUCAGCCCAGUGAAAACCCCCAGGUAUAGGGUGUUAGUGGGGGGCAGUUUGCAGGUCAACGGCCUUCUUCCUGACGACACAGGGAUGUUCCAAUGCUUUGCACGGAACCUGGCAGGAGAGGUGCAGACCAACACCUACCUGGCUGUCACUAGCAUCGCCCCUAACAUCACAGCUGGACCAUCUGACAGCACGGUGAUUGACGGCAUGUCAGUCAUUCUCCACUGUGAAACAUCAGGAGCACCAAGACCAGCUAUCACCUGGCAGAAAGGUGAGCGUGUUCUGGCCAGUGGUUCUGUUCAGCUGCCCAGGUUCACCUUGCUGGAGUCUGGCAGCCUGCUCAUCUCCCCAUCCCACAUAUCAGACGCUGGCACCUACACCUGCAUGGCCAGCAACUCCCGGGGCAUAGACGAGGCUGCUGCUGACCUUGUGGUGUGGGCUCGCACCCGUAUCAACACCCCCCCUCAGGACCAGAGUGUCAUCAAAGGCACCAAGGCCACUGUGACCUGUGGAGUUACACACGACCCCAGUGUCACGGUCAGGUAUGUGUGGGAGAAGGAGGGCUUGGUCAUCAACGCCCAGUCUAUCCCUCGUAUCCGGCUGGACCCGGAUGGUACCCUCCACAUCUCCCAGACCUGGUCAGGUGACAUCGGGACCUACACCUGUAGGGUUAUGUCGGUAGGAGGCAACGACUCACGCAGCGCACACCUCCGAGUCAGACAGCUGCCCUAUGCUCCAGAGAGCCCUGCGGCUCUGCUAAGUUCUUCAGAGAAGAGGGCCAUUAACCUGACCUGGGCCAAGCCCUUCGACGGGAACAGCCCCCUGCUUCGCUACAUCCUGGAGGUCUCUGAGAACAACGCUCCCUGGGCUAUCCUCCUGGCCAACAUAGAGCCUGAGUCGACAGCAGUGACCGUCAGUGGACUCAUCCCAGCACGCUCCUACCAGUUCCGCCUGUGUGCCGUCAACGACGUGGGCAAGGGCCAGUUCAGCAAGGAGACUGACCGUGUAUCUCUACCAGAGGAACCUCCCAGUGCCCCUCCCCAGAAUGUGAUCGCCAGCGGCCGCACCAACCAGUCCAUCAUGAUCCAGUGGCAGCCCCCACCAGAGAGCCACCAGAACGGGGUUCUCAGGGGCUACAGCGUCCGGUAUCGUCUAACAGGUCUUCCAGGGGACUACCAGAGUAAGAACAUCUCCAAACCCGACGUUACCAACAUUCUCCUGGAGGACCUGAUCAUCUGGACCAACUAUGAGAUAGAGGUGGCAGCCUACAACAGGGCGGGGCUAGGAACCUUCAGCCACAAGGUCACUGAGUGGACGCUGCAGGGAGUGCCGACUAUAGCCCCCAGUAAAGUUCAGGUGGAGGCCGUCAAUUCCACGACCAUCCGUAUCACUUGGGCCGCCCCUAACCCUCAGUUUAUCAACGGGAUCAACCAGGGAUACAAGCUAUUGGCAUGGGAGCCAGGUCAGGAAGAGGAGGUCACCAUGGUUACAGUGAGACCUAACUUCCAGGACAGUGUGCAUGUGGGCUACGUGACGGGGCUGAAGAAGUUCACAGAGUACUACAGCUCUGUGCUGUGUUUCACUACGCCGGGAGACGGCCCCCGCAGCCCCGCUAACGGCCUGAGGACACAUGAAGACACUCCUGGGGCGGUGGGUGACCUGAGCUUCACAGAGAUCCUCGACACGUCUCUCAAAGUGAGCUGGAGAGAACCUGAAGAGAAGAACGGAGUCCUCACAGGGUACCGUAUCUCAUGGGAGGAGUUUAACCGCACCAACACACGGGUGACCCACUACCUCCCCAACGUGACCCUGGAGUACCGCGUCACAGGGCUGACUGCCCUCACCACCUACACCAUCGAGGUGGCCGGCAUGACCUCCAAGGGCCAGGGAAAACUGUCCUCCUCCACAAUCUCUUCUGGAGUACCUCCAGAGCUGCCUGGUCCUCCCACCAACAUGGCCAUCUCCAACAUUGGCCCUCGAUCCAUCACUCUCCAGUUUAAACCCGGCUACGAUGGAAAGACCUCCAUCUCUCGCUGGCAGGUAGAGGCCCAGGUCAGUGUGAUAGGAGACAAUGAGGACUGGGUGAUUGUUCACCAGCUGCCCAACAAGCCUGAUGCCCGAUCCCUGGAGGUGCCAGGACUAAACCCAUACACAUUUUACAGGUUCCGUAUGCAUCAGGUGAACAUUGUGGGGACUAGUCCUCCCAGUCAGCCCUCCAGGAAGAUCCAGACCUUGCAGGCCCGUCCAGAUAUGUUCCCCGCUAACGUCACCCUGCGCACGGCCAGCGAGACCAGUCUGUGGCUCCGAUGGGUGCCCCUACCAGAGUGGGAGUACAAUGGGGACCCAGAGGUGGUAGGCUACCGGGUCCAGUAUUCCCGCACAGGCUCCCAGGGUAGGGCGCUGACCCAUGUGAUCGCUGACCGGCUGGAGAGGGAGUUCACCAUCGAGGACCUGGAGGAGUGGACAGAGUACGAUGUCAGGGUUCAGGCUCUCAACGGCAUCGGGGCCGGGCCCUGGAGCCAGCCUGUCAGAGGAAGGACCAGAGAGUCUGUCCCCUCCUGUGGUCCCACCAACGUGUCAGUCUUUGCCACGACCUCCAGCAGUAUCCUGGUGCGCUGGUUUGAAGUACCAGAACCAGACCGGAAUGGGCUGAUCUUGGGAUACAAGGUGUUGUAUAGGGAGAAGGACUCUGACUCGUCCCUCCAGUUGUGGACAGUGGAUGGGAACGCCAGCCACAGUGUCCAGCUGACUGGUCUGGGGAAAUACGUCCUCUAUGAGAUCCAGGUCCUGGCCUUCACCCGCAUCGGAGACGGCAUGCCCAGCUCACCACUCAUACUGGAGAGAACUCUGGACGACGUGCCCGGCCCUCCAGUGGGCAUCCUGUUCCCUGAGGUCCGGACCACCUCGGUGCGUCUCAUCUGGCAGUCCCCGUCCCAGCCUAAUGGUAUCAUCCUGGCCUAUCAGAUCACGUAUCGUCUGAAGGAAACUCGCCCUCAGCCCACCGGUCGUCCCAUGGUGCCCCAAGAGAAUGUUCAGGCCCGCAGCGUGUUGUUGUCAUGGGAACCAGGCAGCGAUGGCCUCUCUCCGAUCCGCUACUACACCGUGCAGCUGAGAGAACUGCCCGACAGCAACUGGACCGUCCACUCUGCCUCGGUCAACCACGAGUCUAGCUUCUACAUAGUUGGCAGGCUGAAGCCCUUCAUCUCCUACCAGUUUAGAGUGAAAGCCACCAACGACAUAGGAGACAGUGAAUACAGCGAGGAGAGUGAAGUUAUCACCACACUACAGGACGCCCCUGACGAAGCCCCCACAAUCCUCUCUGUCACACCACACACAACUACAUCCGUGCUGAUUCGCUGGCAGCAUCCGUCUGAGGAGAAGAUUAACGGUAUCCUCCUGGGUUUCCGGAUACGAUACCGGGAGCUCAUGUACGACCGCCUCCGCAGCGUCUCCGUACGCACCGCCAACAGCCCCUCCAAUACAUGGACCGAGCUCAACUCCCCCUACAGCGUGAGAAACCUGAGCGAGUCCUCUCUCACCCAGUAUGAGCUGGAUAACCUGAGCAAACACAAGCGCUAUGAGAUCAGGAUGAGUGUGUAUAACGCUGUGGGGGAGGGACCAACCAGCACACCACAGGAGGUGUUUGUAGGAGAAGCAGUACCCACCGCCCCACCUCAGAAUGUGGCCAUCCAAUCAGCAACGGCCACCCAGCUGGACGUGACGUGGGAGCCUCCUCCAUUGGACUCUCAGAACGGAGACAUCCAGGGAUACAAGGUGUACUUCUGGGAGAUCCAGCACAAGAAUGAGACGGAGAGACUGCGCACCCUGUUCCUGCCAGAGGGAGGGGUCAAGCUGAAGAACCUGACUGGAUACACCACCUACAUGAUCAGUGUGGCCCUCUUCAAUGCAGCAGGGGACGGGCCCCGAAGCCCACCAACCAGGGGCCGUACACAACAGGCUGCCCCCAGCGCUCCCAGCUUCAUCCACUUCAGUGAGCUGACUACCACGUCGGUCAACGUGUCCUGGGGUGAGCCCACCUACCCCAACGGCAUUCUAGAGGGCUACAGGCUGGUCUACGAGCCCUGCACCCCUGUUGACGGAGUCAGUAAGAUAGUGACGGUGGACGUCAAAGGGGCCCCGUUCUGGAUGAAGAUCAAGGACCUGGCUGAUGGGGUGACCUACAACUUCAGGAUCCGGGCCAAGACGUUCACAUACGGGCCUGAGGUGGAGGCUAACAUCACCAUGGGGCCUGGCGAAGGAGCCCCGGGCCCCCCUGGAGAGCCUUUCAUCUCCCGGUACAGCUCAGCUCUUACCAUCCACUGGUCCAAUGGUGACCCCGGGAGUUCGCCUAUCACACACUACGUCAUCGAGGCCAGACCUUCAGAUGAGGGCUUGUGGGAUAUCUUGAUCAAGGACAUCCCAAAGGAAGUGACGUCAUACGCCUUCAACAUGGACAUUCUGAAGCAAGGGGUUAGUUAUGACUUCCGGGUUAUUGGCGUGAACGACUAUGGCUACGGGUCUCCUAGUCCACCCUCAGCCUCCAUAUCUGCCAAAAAGGUGGCGCCAUUCUACGAGGAGUGGUGGUUCUUGGUGGUGGUGGCCCUGGUAGGUCUUAUCUUCAUCCUCCUUCUGGUCUUCAUCCUCAUCAUCAGAGGUCAGAGCAAGAAGUACGCCAAGAAAUCUGACUCAGGUAACAACUCCAACUGUAAUGCCCUGACCCAUGGAGAUAUGGUCAGCCUGGACGAGGGACGUUUCCCGGCCCUGGAACUCAACAACCGACGGCUGUCCGUCAAGAACUCCUUCUGCCGUAAGAACGGUGUCUAUACCAGGUCUCCUCCUCGGCCCAGCCCAGGCAGUCUCAACUACUCUGACGAGGAUUUGAGCACCACCAAGUACAACGAUCUGAUCCCGGCUGAGAGCAGCAGCCUGACAGAGAAACCAUCUGAGAUAUCAGACUCUAAGGGCAGUGACAGUGAGUACGAAGUGGACCAGCACAGACAGAAGACACACUCCUUUGUGAGCCACUACAUCAGUGACCCCACCUACUACAACUCCUGGCGCCGGCAGCAGAAGGGCAUCUCCCGGGCACAGGCCUACAAUUAUACAGAAUCAGAGUCGGGUGACCCGGACCAUGGUCAACCCCAGGGCCUCACACCCCAGGGCCAGGGUAGUCUGUUCCGGCCUAAAGGCAGUCGGACUCCCACCCCCUCUCAGCAGCUCUCCAACUCCACCCCUCCCAGCCACUCCAACACCCUGUCCUACUGGCCCCCCAGCAGCCCCAGCCCAGCCCCUGGAUCUCGGGCCCCCAUCGCCGGGUUCUCCUCAUUCGUUUGA
This is a messenger RNA of Oncorhynchus keta (chum salmon), 7397 nucleotides long. RefSeq names its product protein sidekick-2-like. The transcript is spliced from 46 exons. Lineage: Eukaryota; Metazoa; Chordata; Actinopteri; Salmoniformes; Salmonidae. Gene Ontology annotation, molecular function: protein binding. The coding region runs from base 951 to 7397 and encodes 2148 amino acids. The record is from RefSeq and is a predicted model, not a curated record.